UUGGUUGUUCAUAGGUAUGAAAGGUAGUUGUCAGGUAGCGGCCAGCUUAGCCAAGCCUAAUCUGAUCGUCACCCAGGAUGAAGAGAUUAAUUCAGUUAAGGCUGAAAGCACUUUCAAAACGCAUAAGAUCAAGUUCAAGCUGAACGAAGAGUUUGAUGAGAAGACACCAGACGGUCGUAAGGUAAAGUCCAAGUUCUUCCUGAGGGAUGGCAAACUUAUCCAGGAACGGCGCUGGGAUGGAAAGAUUACAACGAUGGAGAGAGAGAUUAAAAAUGGAAAGCUUGAAGUUGGAAAAAUGCAUUCUGGGUAAAGAUGUUGCAACAAGGAUCUAUGAAAAGGAAGCAUAACCUCCCCAUAACCAAACAAAAGCAAUGUGUUUUUUAAGCUCCGAAUAAAACCUGCAUGUGAUGCUACUUUC
Molecule: messenger RNA, 418 nt
Organism: Xiphophorus couchianus (Monterrey platyfish)
Lineage: Eukaryota; Metazoa; Chordata; Actinopteri; Cyprinodontiformes; Poeciliidae
Product: fatty acid-binding protein, adipocyte-like
Exons: 3
Coding region: 17-310 (97 amino acids)
Molecular function (GO): lipid binding
Source: RefSeq, a predicted model, not a curated record